GCUACAGAGCAUCUGUGCCGCUAUCUAUCCUAGCGCGUUAUUAUGAAUUUGUUCAUGAAUUUCCACAUUUUCCAAUCUCCAUCGUAACUAUCGCUUGCAUCAAAUUUAAGCUAAGCCUGAAUGAACAGAUGUGCAAAGAAAUCCGCUUUAUUUAGUGUAUUUUUCGUGAGCUGUGAUCAGAAUUAAGGUAGCUUUAGCUGGCUAGCUUGUUGUUAGCUGCGGACAAUUCUGGUGAAGACAGGGUUUGCUCUGCAGACACAGCUUCUGUUGUCUGGAAGUCAUUGUUCGCUGGUGGAAAGUAGUUUUUUACACAUGGACUGUAAAGAUCAUGCAACUUUAUGAGCUAAUGUUUUACUGCGAAAAUGCAAUGUUAUGAACUAAGCUUUUGCAGCAUUAUGAAUUUAAAUCAAUAGCGUUGGAUCAUUGACAUAGUAUUAAGUCAUCCGAAUGCAUUUUAUGUUAAAGCAUAUUGUCUUUUGUACUGUUAAAACUGUAUUUACCAACUGCGUGGUAUAAUAACUUUAUUGAUAAAGAGACGAAGGUUUGUUUUAAUCAACAAACAUGGAUAAGAAGUCAUUUGAUAUAGUAUUGGAUGAAAUAAAAAAGUGCGUCCUGACUGAUCAGCGGAUCAAAGCCAUAGAGCAGGUGCAUGGAUAUUUCUCCAGUGAGCAGGUGAUGGAGAUACUGAAGUAUUUCUCAUGGGCAGAGCCACAGAUCAAAGCAGUUAAAGCUCUUCAGCAUAAAAUGGUUGCAAUCCCUACAACCAAAGUUGCAAAUAUCCUGAACUGCUUCACCUUCUCAAAGGACAGACUGGUUGUCCUGGAACUAAUAGCUUUGAACAUUUCAGAUGCUCAGAAUUAUCGUCCUGUGGAGGAUCUCUUUCGCAUACACUUGUCUGAGAAGAAGCGGGCUCGCAGGAUACUGGAGCAAGUAUGCAAGGUUGGCUGCAAGGCUCCUGUUGCCAUGAUCUCCUCCUGUGGUAUGAUACCUGGAAAUCCAUACCCUAAAGGCAAACCCAGCCUGGUCACUGGCACAUUCCCUGGAAUCCCCCCAGUGAAGAAAGAAGGCGAGAAGAAAGAGGACACUUCGAACAAUAUGGAGGGGAAAGGAAUUUCUGCUCGUAUUAUUGGACCGUUCAAACCUUUUCCAUCGACCUACAACCCUCAUCGGCCUGUGCCAUACCCUAUACCCCCGUGCCGCCCACAUGCCACCAUCGCACCAAGUGCGUACAACAACGCAGGCCUUCUUUCUAUGGGAGGGGUUAUAACAUCCAGCGUGGCCCCUCCCUCCUACAACUCCUCCCACAAAGUAGCAGGUUACGCCAAGCCAGGCAAUCCUCUGCACACCACACCUGGAGUCAAAAGCGGGCCCCUCCUCAUUCCUCAUGGGUCCACGCCUUCAACCCCUAACCCACAUCAGGCUUCUCCUGCUCAGCCUCCUCCCACGACCCCUAUCACACCAGUGUUCCCCGGCAUGGUGCCCUCUCACAACCCAAAUGUCCCCUCUCUCUCGCCUGCUCCAUCCCCAUCUGUGAUCAAAGCCGGUCCUCAGACCCCCAGUGGCCAUUCUACACCUACACCUUCAUCUGUCAUUAAAGCCCACACCCCUUCAGGCACUCCUUGUGGAACCCCUGUCCCCGGCAGGAGCUACUCCCCUUCCCCCUUCCACGCCAUUUCCCGACCGGGCACCCCAGCCUCCCGCGGCGCCCCCGACCCAUUAUCCCAGACGAACUCCAUGGGCUCGACUCAGCAGAGAGCGUUUUCUCAGUCCGCAGAUCACCAGUCGGGACUCGGUCACCCUGGCAUGCACCUACAAGCAGGUAAUCCCUCUGGGUCAGUGAUCCGAAGUUACACCCCCUCUGGAGCCGCCACUCCAGUUCAUCCGAGCAAUUCCACCCAAGGCCUCAGUCCCAAACCCUCCCCGGCUCACUCUGCACAGAUUCAGGCUGCUAUGAUGCAGGCGGGGGUCCUGAACAGACACACUGGGGGAAGCAACAGUGGCAGCAACAGCCCUGUGCACUCUGCCUUCAAGGGCACCUCCCGCUCCGGCACCCCGUCUGUGAGCUCUCUUGUGGUUCCAGGUUCUGCGCAGGCGGCCCUGGCCCGUUCCUUUGGUCUUUCCCACCCCUCAGGUUCUCCUCAAGUAUCACUCGCUAAUGCAGUAGCUCUCUCCGGCCUCCAAGCCCUGUCCUCCAGCCAAGCACCCUCUCAUUAUCCUGGCCUGUCCCACUUCCCCUCACUCCCUCCUUCCUCCAUGCCUUCAUCCAUGCCUCCCAGCUCCAACAUGUCUAACCAUCAACAAGCCUCCAUGUACCAAAGCCUGGCUCACAACGUUGCCCCUGGUGGAGGGUCCCCUUUCGGUCUGGGCCUCACCUCUGCCACCUCUAUGUUCCCAGGCCUUCCGCCCGGUCAUAGCCCCGCUGGCUACCCAGGGUUGGGGGUUUCAGGAGUGCACGGUGCUGGGAGCCCUGUGUUGUCUUCAUUCAUGGGACUGCAGGGGGCCUCGGCCUCUUCAGUAGCGUCAGCAGCAGCCGCAGCUGGAAUUCCAUCAUCAUCGCCGGUUUUACCAGGCUUUGCGUCUGCUUUCAGCUCCAACUUCCAGCCUGGGUUGAGCAGCGGGCUCCAGCCUCCAGGCAGCAGCGGGUUCCCCGGCCUGCUGUCCUUCCCCGGGAUGCCGGGCUUCUCCCCCUCUGCCUCUCCUGCUGGCCUCAGUGGCCUCCACAACCAAGCCAUGCAGUCUGCCCUGCUACAGGGUCAUCCCGCAACUUUGGAGAACUUCCCUCCCAAUAGUUUCGCCAAUUACCCUCCAGGCCCAGGGAACCCCUUCCCCCUCCAGCCAGGCCUGCACCCCCAGCUGGGUUGGCAGUGAAAUCCACAACACACUUUGAAAAACAUGGAGAACAGUUACUCACGGUGGACCACUAUCAUAAAACCUGCCCUACCCCUCAGCAGUUGACAUUUUCUAUGUUUUGGCCUUGAACCCUGAUAGGCGCAGGCCAGAUAGUAGGGUUUCAUUAUCAUGUAUGUUACAGCCAGACUUACAACUACAUGUAACACUAUCAUGAAAUCAUGUGAAAUAGUGUUUGGGGGAGAUUAUGUAUUUCACAUUUGAUUCAUAAACAGUUGGUUUUAAAAUAUACCAUGACCUCUUUAAAUGUUAGCUGGACUUGGCUGUUUUGAAUCAAGUUUAUCAACAUUUAUUAGUGAAUAAUGAAUAAUAGAAAUGAAAUGUAAAACUGUACAUGCUAUCAUGAAUUGACACUAUCCUCAUAUUUGAUCCAAUGUCCAGUCUCAGUGGAAAAGACAAUACGAAGGAUAAUGACAGUCUCUCCUGAAAUGAACAUUGUAUUAUGACAUUUAAAUUGACUUUUGAAAUGGGCCCAACAUAAAUAUCUUUUAAUUCUGGUGCUGUGUACUGCUCCUCUGUGUGUUAUUUUCAGUGAACUGUCACUACACUUUGGCCUGUCCGCAGUUAAUUGUGAUUCACAUUUGUUUACAAGUUCAUUUAAAAAGAUUUCACCCCUAUGUUUACAGUACUGACCAGAUUUACUGUAUGAAGAUUUUCCUGAGAAUCAGCAAAUGUUGAUUUAUAAGUGGAUUUGAGGUAUAAAAUGUUGGUAUACUUAAGUAAUGCUGUGCAGCAUCGUGGAAACGGUUUACCUCAUUUACUGUACAUCUAAGAACAUGGGGAGACAUUUGAGAUGAACAGACUUUUUAUUUUCCUUUGUUUGUUUUUUUGUCCUUUUUUUCUGUAUUUGCACCUGUUUUAUUAUUUUGUCAGUAAACUGCUGGUUGCUGUAGCUGUUACUGUAUCUCUAUUCUGUGUGAUGCCAUGUCUAAUAGGAAAGCCCUUUGUUUAAUUAAUGAAGGUGGAUAGAACAAUGUGUAGAUAAAUAAUUAUGCUAUGAAGGAGUGGCUGUUAUUUGCUUAUUAACUGGUGUAACAAUCAACUAUGUGACUUUUUAAUAAAAGGGUGCCAAGAUCAAGGCCAAAAAGUCU
Trematomus bernacchii (emerald rockcod) is the source of this 3998-nucleotide messenger RNA. RefSeq names its product proline and serine rich 1 (gene proser1). The record is from RefSeq and is a predicted model, not a curated record. The transcript is spliced from 12 exons. NCBI's taxonomy places the organism in Eukaryota, Metazoa, Chordata, Actinopteri, Perciformes, Nototheniidae. The coding region runs from base 562 to 2868 and encodes 768 amino acids.